AUGUUCACCCUUGAUGGUGACUCCUCUGACUAUUUCGAUGAUGAUCUGGGCGACUUGGGCGUCGACCGGCCUUCGGAUUCGACUGACCCUGACACUCCCCCACCAGCCAAGCGCCGUCGUCUAAGAGCCGGUAAAGAUGCGUCAAACGCAGACCUGCAAUCGCAUCAGAAGCCACGUGCAGAGCGUGGUGAUGGUGCUAGGACAGCGCUAAGCUCGGACUCGUUUAUCGACUAUGAUGAUGACGAAGUGCCAUCUCCCGAACGAGAGUCACCCUACUUCCAAGACGAUAGUGAACGGGAGGCACGGUCCAAAUACAAAGUCUUCGCUCCCAAGAACGCAAACAUCCAAGAGAACAUCUUUGUGACACAGCUAACACAACCUCCCUCUCCGCCGGAAAUGCUUCGUGGUCCCCGGUGGAAGAAGCCUGAUCCUGGCUUGCCAACCCGAACUGUUGCCACCCCGCUACCAGAGACAACUCAAAGCAGAGAAUCUGCUGCUGGUGAUAGAGAUGAUGAGUAUGAUGAUGAUGAAGAGAUGAAAGCGGCGAUUGAGGCAUCGUUGCAAUCAUUCGAGGAAGAAACAUCAAGACCAGCUCCCUCCGUGCCUUUACAAAAGCCCCCAUCAGCUACUCCCAUUAUUGGACAACAGAGCACUACCAUCGAGGCCUCCAAUGACCUUUUGGAUGAUAUACCUGAUGAUGCCUUUGACUCAGACCUGUCAAUGUCGCCGCCUCCUGCGCCCCAGCCUCGCCCGGCGGCUCGGUCAUUCACACAGUCAACGAAUCGCCCACUAGGUGUCCGCCAAACCACACUAUUUGGUAUGGUUGCUAGAAACCCAGAAAAUCAGCCACCACGCGGUGAACAGGUGUACUCCCCGCCUGAGAAAAGCGAGCCACCUACUCAGCAUAAACUUAACCAGGAAGCCUUGGGUACGUGGGUUUACCCUACAAAUCUGGGUAAAACUCGAGACUAUCAGUUCAAUAUUGCACAGAAAGGCCUCUUUCACAAUUUGCUUGUAGCCCUACCCACGGGUCUUGGAAAAACGUUCAUUGCAGCUACUAUCAUGCUCAACUGGUUUCGAUGGACGAAGGACGCUCAGAUCGUCUUUGUUGCGCCUACAAAACCGCUAGUUGCCCAGCAGAUUUCUGCAUGCUUUGAGGUCGCUGGAAUCCCAAGAUCCCAGACCACUAUGCUCACGGGGGAGGCUGCUCCGGGAAUCCGAGCCGAAGAAUGGAAGGCGAAACGGGUGUUCUUCAUGACACCUCAAACCUUGAUCAACGACCUCAAAACCGGGAUUGCUGAUCCGAAGCGGAUUGUCUUAGUCGUUGUUGACGAAGCUCAUCGUGCAACCGGUGGUUAUGCAUAUGUCGAGGUUGUCAAGUUCCUGCGGCGGUACAAUCAGAGCUUCCGCGUCCUGGCUUUGACAGCUACGCCAGGCUCAACGGUGGAAUCUGUUCAGGCUGUCAUUGACGGCCUCGAUAUAUCGAGAGUCGAGAUACGGACAGAGCAGUCACUCGAUAUCAGAGAGUAUGUCCAUUCGAAAGACACGGAUGUGCAGACAUUCCAGAAUUCAGAGGAGAUGGUCCUUUGCAUGGACCUGAUGUCGAAAGCUCUACAGCCACUUCUUGAUCAAUUACGGAGUACAAAUGCCUAUUGGGGCCGUGACCCCAUGGGUCUCACAGCAUACGGACUCACCAAAGCCAGACAGCAAUGGAUGCUGUCCGACUCCGGCAGGAACGCCCAUUUCGGCGUGAAGGCCAAAAUGAAUGCAAUUUUCACGGUUCUAGCCAGCUUGGCUCAUGGCAUCGAUCUUCUCAAAUACCAUGGGAUUACACCCUUUUACCGUCAUCUUCUGCAUUUCCAAUCCAACACCGAGGGACAAAAGGGCGGCAAGUAUCAGCGGCAAGUCGUUCAGGAUGAGAGCUACAAAAAGCUCAUGAACCAUUUGCAGCCGUGGACAAAGAAUCCAGAGUUCAUUGGACACCCCAAGUUGGAGUAUCUGAAGCAGGUAGUGUUGAAUCAUUUCAUGGAUGCUGGUGAAGGCUCUGGGGCAGACGAAAACAAGGAUCAACCAGCCACUCGCGUGAUGAUAUUCGUACACUUCCGUGAUAGCGCAGAAGAGGUCACGAGAGUACUCAAGAGAUACGAGCCCAUGAUUCGGCCCCAUGUCUUCGUGGGGCAGAGUAGCGCCAAAGGCUCGGAAGGAAUGGGACAGAAAACACAACUCGACAUUGUGCAGAAGUUCAAAAAGGGUACCUACAACACCAUCGUUGCAACUUCAAUCGGCGAGGAAGGUUUGGAUAUCGGUGAGGUAGACCUCAUCGUGUGUUACGACUCUUCAGCUUCGCCUAUUCGUAUGCUUCAGCGCAUGGGACGUACCGGUCGAAAGAGAUCAGGAAAAAUCACGCUCCUACUCAUGCAAGGCAAAGAAGAAGAGUCCUACAUCAAGGCCAAGGACAAUUACGAAAAGAUGCAGCAGAUGAUAGCCAGUGGCACCCGAUUCACCUUCCAUGAUGACAUGUCUCCGCGGAUCUUGCCCCCGGGUGUGCGGCCUGUUGCUGAUAAACGAGCGAUUGAUAUUCCCGAGGAGAACACUGUGCGAGAUCUACCAGAGCCGAAACGACGCGGCCGGGCACCGAAGAGGCCGCCGAAGAAAUUCCAUAUGCCUGAUAAUGUCGAAACCGGGUUCACUACGGCAUCGCAUUUGGCCGGGACCUCGAAGCGCAAAGUACCAAAUAAAAGUAAGGCUCGAACGCCGACUCCAGAGCCCGUGGAAUUACCGGCGCUUGAAGAUGUCCUGCUUACCCCGGCGCAGCAAAAAGAACUUGAACUCCAUUACAGCAACGCCGGGCCCAGUGAAGAGCUUUUGGUCAGUUAUCCCAGAAGCGACGCCUUCCCACGCCUUCAGCUCGCGCCUAGACCUACGAAAGCGGUUAGGCACGGGUCAUUAACUCGUCGCAUGAUUGAAACGUUGCAGAAGAUGGACCAGAUCACUCCAGACUGUGGAGAUCGAUACAAGGGGAUCUUAGCGCGUGAGAAAGCCUCCAUGCCAAAAGCCUCGAUAGUAGCGCCUAAGCCCAACGGCCGUGGGGAGGCUCAGUCGAGGACCAAAGCAAGGCACACAUCCAAGGUGGUGUCAUCCAAGCCAAGGAAUCAGGAAGAGCAGGAUGUGACUGAAGUACAACGAACCCCACCAGGCAAGCACUCAGUAUCAGCGACUAACGCUGAAGUGGAACCGUUCUACUGCUCGCAGAGGACCCAAGAUGGAGAUACAGACGAUGAUUUUGACCUUCCUGAUGUCUCUACUCUGUUGAAUAGGAGUGUGGAGAGGCCCUCGAAACGGGGCCGGUUUGUUCUGGAUGAUAGUGAUGACUGA
Molecule: messenger RNA, 3375 nt
Organism: Aspergillus welwitschiae
Lineage: Eukaryota; Fungi; Ascomycota; Eurotiomycetes; Eurotiales; Aspergillaceae
Gene: mph1
Product: 3'-5' DNA helicase
Exons: 1
Coding region: 1-3375 (1124 amino acids)
Biological process (GO): double-strand break repair via synthesis-dependent strand annealing; interstrand cross-link repair; replication fork reversal
Molecular function (GO): four-way junction helicase activity; ATP binding; 3'-5' DNA helicase activity
Source: RefSeq, a predicted model, not a curated record